Messenger RNA from Vespa mandarinia (Asian giant hornet), 1610 nucleotides. It is a transcript of the gene Polr3H, whose product is annotated as RNA polymerase III subunit H. Gene Ontology annotation, cellular component: RNA polymerase III complex. Gene Ontology annotation, molecular function: DNA binding; DNA-directed RNA polymerase activity. Gene Ontology annotation, biological process: transcription initiation at RNA polymerase III promoter; DNA-templated transcription. NCBI's taxonomy places the organism in Eukaryota, Metazoa, Arthropoda, Insecta, Hymenoptera, Vespidae. The record is from RefSeq and is a predicted model, not a curated record.
UGUAGUUUUUGUCAUAUUCGUACGAAUGGUGUAGGAAAUGUUGUGUUAGUUGAUUCUUUAACAUGCUUUUUAACGAUAGGAUAAAUCAUAUAUACAAAUCUAAUUUAAUAGAAGUAAAUUUAAAAUAUUAACAUUUACAUAAUUCGUAUAAUUAUUGUAUAACGAAAAGAAUAUCGUUAUUUGUAUUUGAUAUAUAAAUCUAACCUAUCACUUUGCCGCGUCGUCGAAUUGUAUGUAAAUAAAGAAAUUUCUAAAAUAUGUUCGUACUUGCGGAACUUAAAGAUACCGUUAGAAUACCACCAUGGAAAUUUAAACGAAAAUUGAAUGAUGCAAUCACUGACGAAUUAAAUAGGAAAUUAGCUAAUAAGGUAUAUUUAAACGUGGGUCUUUGCAUUGCAUUGCACGACAUAACAAAAAUAGAAGAAUCAUAUAUUUUUCCAGGAGAUGGUUCUUCACAUACAAAAGUAUUAUUUAGAUUUGUAGUGUUCCGUCCAUUUAUGGAGGAGAUUCUAAUAGGAAAAAUACGUAGUUGUAGCGUUGAUGGAGUUCAUGUAACAUUAGGAUUUUUCGAGGAUAUAGUUAUUCCACCUCACAAAUUACAGCAUCCCUCUAGAUUCGAUCAAGCGGAACAAGCAUGGAUUUGGGAAUACGAUACUGGGGAUGGAGAAAAACAUGAUCUUUUUAUGGAUGCAGGCGAAAUCAUUAGAUUCCGAGUAGUCAGUGAAUCCUUUACGGAAACAUUACCAUCAGGUCCUAACAUUUCUAAUGAAACUGUUGAAAAACCUGAAGUUAGCAAUAUAUCUCCUUAUACUUUGGGCGGUGCUAUAGAUGAACCUGGUCUUGGUUUACUUACUUGGUGGGAAAAUGCAUAAAAGCCUGUGAAAAUGCAGUGAAUACUUUCAGACUUAUUAAAUGCAACAUUUAAAAGUACUGAAUCUUCAUCAAUAAAUUUAUAUUUCACAGCACAUCUCAAUGUAUCAUAGAAUGUUACAUCUGUGACCUGCAUCACAAAGUGACAUAUUUUCCAAUACAAUUUUUUUCAUGUGCAGGUAUGUUUACGCUUAGUUUUGAUUGAUAACAGAAUUAGUAAGAAUAAUUUGUACAAUAUAUACAAAGAUGUUGUGUACUAAACACGUGAUAACACACGCAAAAAUAAUUACAAUGUUAUAGAAAACAGAUCUUUCUAGUUGGCUACCUAUAAAUUAUUAUACGCGAGUUAUUAAAUACAACAUAAAUAAUAAAUUUCCAUUGAUAUUAUCUUAAAAUAUUAACAUCGUUUAAUAUGUCGCAGGACAUAUUGGGUUAACCAAAUAGUAAAGUUCUUAAAUACUUUAAACACACGAAAUACUCCGUUUAUAUCAUAUUAGACUUGUUAACGUGUUAUUGCAUAAGGAAUUUGAAAUAACUAAAGCGCGACGGUAAACUAUAAAUUUAAAAAAGGCUAAUUCCAUUACAGUAAAUUCUCAAGUAAAAUCACGAAUACAAAUAUCAUUUCUCAUAAUAUAUAAAUAUGUAAUAAUUGAUCUCAGUUCUUAUUUCAAUAACAUGUAUUAUAAAACAGAUUAUAUGAAGCAUAUCUUUUAAGAAUAAAGUACUAGAUAAACCGGUAA